Histoplasma capsulatum G186AR is the source of this 978-nucleotide messenger RNA. RefSeq lists its product as uncharacterized. The record is from RefSeq and is a predicted model, not a curated record. Lineage: Eukaryota; Fungi; Ascomycota; Eurotiomycetes; Onygenales; Ajellomycetaceae. The transcript is spliced from 2 exons. The coding region runs from base 1 to 978 and encodes 325 amino acids.
AUGUAUAUCCCCGACCAGCCCCAAAAUGACGCCUUCGCCUGGGCAACGACUACCUCCGCAUGUGAACAGCGAGGAUGCCCUAUAUCAGAUGCUGCAGGCAUGAAAAAGAGAAAGAGAGAUACAACCAAUUGGGAUAACCAGGUCAAUGCUAGUAUGGGCAGUUGCACCGCUUUCAUCCCGGGCAACGCUCAGCAUAUCGACGAUAAAUCUAGAAGUGGAUACAGUCAGCUCUUGGGGGAAUCGUCGUCAGGUUCAAUAACUUCCAAAUUUGCCCCCUGGCCCAUUCCUGAACGGAGAACGCAUCCAUUCCGACCCUGCCUGCAACCGACGGCAAUAAAACGGCGGCGUUUGAUACAGCAACAGCAAAACCAGCAAUCACAACAGGAAUGGAGUACCAUUCCAAUAAGCAUGUAUGCAGGGCAGAAGCCGCAGCAUCUCUACUCCACUGAUCCCGGGAGCAGCCUGCCACCAAAAUCACCAUCCUCUUCACUCCAUAAAACGAAACCCAAUACGCAUCACAAUAACGACCCUUCGACAUCGUCCUCACAGAACAAACCCUCAUCCAACAUCACUCUAUUCCCCUGCCACAUCUGCCAUCGUCGCCCCACUACACGUUCCACCCUUGACGCCUAUGCCGACUGCGACCUCUGCGCCGAGCGGACCUGUUACAUCUGUCUACGAGAGUGUAUGGCUGUCGAUUGCAACUACGCUCGCUCCCCUCCGAACCCCUAUUCAGGCCGAGGCAAGGAGAAUAAUAACAGCAAUACUAGUAAUACUAUCAAUGAGAAUGACUGUCGAGGCAAAGGGUCCUGUUGGCGGGGCAAGACUGCGCCGUCAAAUUCAAGGCCAGGACGUGGAGGGGAAGAAGAGAAUGGCCCCAGGACGGGACGGAAGGUGUGUUCGUGGUGUGCAGUUGAGAGUGUCGUCGACGGUGGCGCGGAGGUUGUGAGGUGUUUUGCUUGUGUAGCCGGAUGGUGA